Messenger RNA from Penicillium robsamsonii, 1335 nucleotides. RefSeq names its product Zn(II)2Cys6 transcription factor domain-containing protein. The transcript is spliced from 3 exons. The record is from RefSeq and is a predicted model, not a curated record. The coding region runs from base 1 to 1335 and encodes 444 amino acids. Gene Ontology annotation, biological process: regulation of transcription by RNA polymerase II. Gene Ontology annotation, molecular function: zinc ion binding; DNA-binding transcription activator activity, RNA polymerase II-specific. NCBI's taxonomy places the organism in Eukaryota, Fungi, Ascomycota, Eurotiomycetes, Eurotiales, Aspergillaceae.
AUGGGCCCAAGGAGAACACACCGGAAGUCACGAAAUGGCUGUCCGCAAUGUAAGGCACGAAGACUAAAGUGCGAUGAGCAAUAUCCAUGUACAAACUGUAUUAAACACGCCAUUCAAUGUUCCUAUGUUGAUCGGGGUAUAUCAACUCCGACCGAGACUCCAGCUACUCGGUCAGAGCCAUUAGUGCCGUCUUAUGUGUCUUCGCCGUUGAACACAGGGUCAUACCCGGCAACCCCUGCCGGGAACCCGGCAGCUCUGGGCGACGCCAAGCCCCAGCCAAAGAGUAGAUCUGGUCUACUACUAUUUUUGUCCGACUCACCAGACGAAAUUCCGGCCUUAAACACGGAUGACUGGGCGUCAGAUCUUGAACUCAUGCACCAUUACUGCACCGUGGCAUGCAACACUCUGACAAUCCGCGAAGACGCACGGCAUGUCUGGCGCGUUGUUCUCCCCGUGGAGGCAUAUUCCAAUAAAUAUUUGAUGCAUGGACUACUGGCUCUGUCGGCUCUGCAUCGCGCCUCUCUCUUCCCAACUCAGAAAGAAAAGAACAUCAAGGCCUCCGCCUACCACCAGGCAGCUGGGCUAAAAGAGUUUCGGGAGCUCAUUUCCUCUCCAGUCGACCCUAGCAAUUGGCAGCCUGUUUUUUGCUUUGCUUCUAUGAUCAUGGUGUAUGUCUGUGCUUCGCCGAUCCGACUGGGAGAGGAUCGUUGGCCAGCUCCUAUAUCGAAUAUGGUGGAGCUCUUUUCCGUCGUCCAGGGAUUGCAGACUCUUAUGGAGCCAUGGCUACACUCUCUUGGAAAAACCCAGCUCGCACCGCUUGUUAACUGUGUCUGGCUUGAAAGUGAAAUGCUCAUUGGAAGCCCGGCGACCGUACAGCAAUCUCUACUUCCUCCCGACAUCCAGGUUCGGAUAACACAACUCCGCCGAUUUAUUGAUGAUUAUCCAUUUCCUCAUACACAACCCCAGUCGCACCAGAACUUGAGCGCCUCGGAUGAAUCGCCACGUCCUAUCGAUUACCGAGCAGACUACAAACGCGCGUUGAAAUUCUUUGAGAACUCGACUCGUCAGAUAGAGCUCGCAGGGCCCCACGUUGAGGUUGGAAUGGUCCUGAUGUGGGCAUACUCACUUUCCAAACAAAUCCGAGAUGAUUUGGAAUUAUCCCAUCCUGCAGCUCUCGUCCUGCUGAGCCACUGGUGUGUGCUGCUGCAUCUUAUCAACGAUGCCUGGUUCAUCAAAGGCACUUCACUUCAAUUGAUGGAGGAGAUUGAGAGUAAGAUCAACCCCGGCUUUAGGGGGUGGUUGGCAUGGCCAAGAAGAUGGGUCUGUGGGAAAUAA